AUGGCCUCAGCAACAGGCAGUCCAGAAGAAAACCCUGCAACCCAGGGUCGAGGAGAAGACGAGCCCCUCCUCGGCCGAGCAGGCGACGCCUCACAGCAAGAUGGACAGGGCAUACAAUUUAACUUCGUCCUCGGCACCGCUAUAAUCGCCCAAGCAGGUAUCUGGAUCCUCACAGCCACCAUCUGGGCCUCCGCCUUCAUUGCGCCUCUCUCCCUCUUCUCCGCCCAUCCCCUGCUCAACUCCGCCGGUCUGCUCUUGACCACCCAAGCCAUCCUAAUUCUCCAACCAACACAUGCCCCUAAGCAAAAACACCUCGGUACCAACAUACACGCCGCCAUAAAUGGCACCGCCGUUCUAUCCCUCCUUGCCGCCUUCAUAAUCAUCGAGUACAACAAAUUCGCCCACGCCGGCGCCCACUUCACCUCCCCGCACGCCAUCCUUGGACUCAUCACAUACAUCUUCUUCGCUAUUCAGGCUAUUGUGGGAAUAACGCAGUAUUAUACUCCGGGCAUUUAUGGAAGUGUGGAUAAUGCAAAGGCCAUUUACAAAUAUCACCGCAUGAGUGGCUACUUGCUGCUCAUACUCAGCUUCGCAACGGUCGCCGCGGCCACGCAGACUGGUUUCAAUAAAACGACCCUGCACAUCAAGCUGUGGGCUGUCAUCGUAGCUGCUGUUAUCACGCUGAUUGGCCUGCUGCCGAGGAUCAAGAAGCAGAAACUAGGAUUUUAG
This is a messenger RNA of Letharia columbiana, 729 nucleotides long. RefSeq lists its product as uncharacterized. The record is from RefSeq and is a predicted model, not a curated record. NCBI's taxonomy places the organism in Eukaryota, Fungi, Ascomycota, Lecanoromycetes, Lecanorales, Parmeliaceae. The coding region runs from base 1 to 729 and encodes 242 amino acids. The transcript has 4 exons. Gene Ontology annotation, molecular function: transmembrane monodehydroascorbate reductase activity.